Tricharina praecox is the source of this 1340-nucleotide messenger RNA. Its product is annotated as phosphoribosyltransferase-like protein. Bases 131 to 1090 code for a protein of 319 amino acids. The record is from RefSeq and is a predicted model, not a curated record. Gene Ontology annotation, molecular function: ribose phosphate diphosphokinase activity; magnesium ion binding. NCBI's taxonomy places the organism in Eukaryota, Fungi, Ascomycota, Pezizomycetes, Pezizales, Pyronemataceae. Gene Ontology annotation, biological process: 5-phosphoribose 1-diphosphate biosynthetic process; ribonucleoside monophosphate biosynthetic process; purine nucleotide biosynthetic process. Gene Ontology annotation, cellular component: cytoplasm; ribose phosphate diphosphokinase complex. The transcript is spliced from 5 exons.
AAAGUCUUCGAUCCUCUCGUCAGUCCAUUAACCUCGACGUCGCUCGCCCUCUCUCUCUUUCUCUCUAUCCCUCUAUUCCAUCUCCCCCUCCAAACCCGCGAGUCGUUGUGGUCAAUCAGCAAUACCGGCAAUGAACUCGAUCAAACUCAUCGCAGGAUCGUCGCACCGGGGUCUGGCCGAGGGCAUUGCUGACCGUCUCGGAUUGGAAUUGACUCGGGUCAAGGUGUCGCACAGCUCCAACCAGGAGACGUACGUCGCGAUCCAAGAAUCCGUUCGCGACGAGGAUGUCUUUGUGGUGCAGUCCACCGCGCCCGGCGAGGUCAACGACGGCCUCAUGGAGCUCCUCAUCAUGAUCAACGCGUGCAAGACCGCGUCGGCCCGACGCAUUACCGCGGUCAUUCCGAACUUUCCCUAUGCGCGCCAGGACAAGAAGGACAAGAGCCGGGCUCCAAUCUCCGCGAAACUCGUCGCCAACAUGCUGCAGGCUGCCGGGUGCAGUCACGUCAUCACGAUGGAUCUUCACGCCAGCCAGAUCCAGGGGUUCUUUAAUGUGCCUGUCGAUAACUUGUAUGCGGAGCCCUCGACUCUGGACUGGAUUCGUCGGAACGUAGACUACCGGAACGCGGUGAUCGUCUCUCCCGACGCCGGCGGUGCGAAGCGUGCGACUGCCAUCGCCGACCGCCUGGACCUCAACUUCGCACUGAUCCACAAGGAGCGCCCGCGCCCCAACGAGAUCGGGCGCAUGGUUCUCGUCGGCGACGUCUCGGGCAGGGUCGGCAUCCUAGUCGACGACAUGGCGGACACCUGCGGCACGCUGGCGAAGGCAGCACAAACCCUCAAGAAGCACGGCGCCACCAAGGUCAUCGCGAUCGUCACGCACGCGAUCCUGUCCGGCGCGGCGUGCGAGAUCGUCGAGAAGAGCGAGCUCACCAUGCUCGUCGUCACCAAUACCGUGCCCCACGAGGACAAGAAGAAGCGCUGCAAGAAACUCAGGACUAUCGAUAUCUCCCCCACCCUCGCAGAGGCCUGCAGACGCACCCAUAACGGCGAGAGCGUGUCGUUUUUGUUUUCGCACGCGCCGCCGAGCUGAGCGGAUGGAUGAAGUGCUGGCUGGGAUUGUGUGUGUGCGUGCCAUGGCCGAUGCGGCGGGAGUGGGGUGGGCGGUGGCGGGUGUUAAUGGGUUUGUUCCUUCGCCGCUUGGCGCGGCUCACGUUCGAUCGAUCUCGGAGGGGGCUCUGGGUGGGGGCUGCCCUCUCUCUCUCUCUCUCUCUCUCUCGACUAUUUUGGCUGGGGAAACCUAGGCGAUGAAGUCUGUACCUACCUACCUACCUACCGUGCUC